Porites lobata is the source of this 4391-nucleotide messenger RNA. The record is from the annotation of a GenBank genome assembly. Lineage: Eukaryota; Metazoa; Cnidaria; Anthozoa; Scleractinia; Poritidae.
GCGAGAAUUGCACAUGGCGGUUUUCAAAAUGGCAUCCAGGAGUGAGGUUUUACAACUUUAUCGUCAAAUGUUGCGAAUCGGAAGGUCAUUUACCAGUUAUAACUACAGGUACUUGUGAAAUAGCGGCUUCUUAACGAAAAGGGUAGUUUUCCUUUACAAUCAUUGCAAUUUUCACGGAGUUGUCGGGCUUGAAAUCGCACACCAUCCCUAUUAUAUACGUGACUUACGCCGAUGUUUUACCAGGUUUUACGCAAAAGUUUGGUUAAAUGUCUCUGCAUAGUCAUUUUAUGGAGCUUACAAAACAUUCCAAACCCAUAAUAGAAAAUGGAUGUUACAGCAUCUAAAUUUAAUGCCCGUACUAUGUUACUGUGUACUAUGUGUAACUUUUACGGGUGUAUUACGUCAUCUUUCAAGGCUGGCUCACACUCGUAAGACGUAUGUACUUUUUGAACCAAUAACCUGUCGUGUGUACUAUUGAUACGAUAGCUCCCAUGAAUCAUACUAUUUCACACAAAUAGUUAAUAUGAAUUGAGUUGAAAUGGUGUCAAUUGACAAAAACCCGGCGUAUCUAAUCGAACCCACUCGAACACAUGGGUUCCGUAAUCGAACAUAAUCCAACUCACAAUAUAAUUUGGUCAAUCACACAAAAUCGAAUGUUCAAUGACCAAACGACCAAUGGUUGUACUCAAUCAAACGUGCGAUUACCGACCUACUUUUUGUUUGAUUUUUAUGUUUAAAUAUUAAUCACGGAUAAAAAACGGAGUAAUGAAAAAAAAUGCCUAAAUAUUACCCUAUUAUCAAACAAGUGUAUAUUUUGCAGAAAUUUUGUACGGUGAACCAUCCCCCUCAAUCCUUUGUUAGCGAUUUCUGUCAUGCUGGAAAUUGCCCUCCCCAUGUCCACGUCACUCUUGAAAGCUUGGAAAGAAUUAUGGCAACAGCAUUUUGGUUGCUCAUAAUCAUUAUUCACAUGUUGAACACCAUUGCUUGUGUUGCAGUUAAUGAAAUGGUGCAACUUCUGUUUGAGUAUUACCGCGACAUUCAGAGCAGAGGCCAUUUCCUACCCACUAAUAUAAAAAUAUAAACAAUAAUUAAUGCAUUUCAGUAUUUAACUGUUGUUUUGUUCUCUUUUACAUAUGUGCAAGUGAACAUUGACAUUUAGUUUGAUAUUUGGACAUUUUUCUAUAAGUUAAUCCCAUUCAAUAAAGGUUUAUUAUGAUUAAUCCUUCAUGAUUUGCUUAUCAAGAAAUGGAUUCCGAACAAAUUCAAAUCAGGUUCGAAUUGUUCUAUUGGUUCGAUAAUCGAACGCACAGCAUAAUAGAUGUUCAAUUAUCUUCGAUUACCGAACCCAGUCGAAUGAUUGGUGUUUGAUUGGGUUCGAUUGAAUUUUGGUUCGAUUUUGUUUGAGUAGAUACGCUGGACAAAAAAGAAGGAGCUAUCAAUUAAGGAGACAUUAAAAGAAGCAAACCACCUGAUUAAAGAUCCCAUCACAGUUUCUUUUUUCUCCCUCUCACUCUUUUUUUUUUUUUCGUCAAUCUUCUGCUCUCUUUCCUUGUUAUUUUGUCAGCAAAGUAACGACCAAACAUUGGCCAGCCACAUACAAUGUUGACUGAGGUGUCAUCCCAUAUGUCAGUCAGCAUCCCCUAUAAGACACAAGAUUUGAAAGUUUCAGUUACAUUGGCAUUACCCUAUACUAGGAGUUUAGUUGGUUUCAUUACAUAAAGUUACACAGAUCAGAAUUGAAUUUUUUAUCUUUGUAAAGUUAUUUACAUGUAUGAUCAGAUGCACAAACUAUUCUAUUUACAUGAAAAUCAAUAUAUUACAAGUACAGAUUACCUGCAAACAGUGAUGCUAAUCGAGGCAGGUAGUAUGGAGACGUACCACUUAAACUUAAAUUACAAUAUUAAUCAAAGAAUGUUAUAAAAUAAAACAUAUGGUAUUACAGAUCAAUUAAAAUUGCAUUGUGAUUAUUCUUUAAUCUUAAUUCAAUAUCUCAGAAUGUAUGCAACCAGAAGAAUAAGAGAUGCCUUUAGGGAAAACAGAGAUAUUUCAGAUCCAGAUGUGAUCAAGUCUUUAAUGAAAAAAGGACAAGACAGUUUAGAAAUGAUGAAAAGACAGGUACCACGCCAUUUUGUUGUUUUUGUCAUUUCCUUAGGAGGCAGCGUGGCCGAGGGGUUAGAGCAUUGGACUUGUAAUUUCGAGGCCUUGAGAUCAAGUCCCACCCUGACCCCUCACUGGAUUUGUUCCCAGUAGUCCUGGUUCAAAUCCUCAGUCACCCUUGUAAAACAGCCGGCUGGUUUGCCUCCGACCAGCUGGGAUUUUUAACCGUGUUACUUUCCAUUUAAAUUAUUUGUUUCAUUAUCCCUGAAAGGUCCAUAAAGAGAGAGAAUAAUUGCUGCAGGCCCAACAAUGCAGUGGAACCUUGAAAAGAAAGGAUAUUAGCAUUUUGAGGGAUGUAAUCCUUUUGUUUUUCUUCCCUCUCUGCAUCGUUUACCAUCUAACAAGGUGUGUUUGUCCCAUGUGACCAUUUAUCUACAAAGGGCCCAUUGGAGGGCUUAUACCCAAGUUGGAGGUGGGGUGCUGGCAGGGAAGGGAGGGGAGUCUUAUAAGUACCAAGUAAAUUAUGGAUUUUUGGAAUGAAUAUUUCCAAAGUAACUUUGAUUUCUGUAAUGGUUGGUAAAUUCUUGGAGUGUUGAGCAACUCAGAGAAACAUGAAGACCAACUAUAGGGUGCUUGUUACGUCCAUUCAAGUAAUUAUUAUUAUAUAAGCAUUUACAAUAUUAUUAACUGUAAUUUAUUUUAUUUACAGGUUUCUUUAGGUCAAAUGUACAGACAUACAAAGUUGGUUAUAGAAAAGGAGUAGUGAGAUAACAAAUAAAGACAGUGGUUAUAAAUUAUUUCUGGAUAUACAGUACUUCUGCAAAAGAGAAAGAGGAACUGCUUCACAUGGUCUGCACACACACACAUGUAUCUGCUGGAAGGAAAAUGAGAAGAGCGUGCUCAUUUUUUUGUAUAAUAUACACUGUAAUAACAGUUCAGGAUGGAAUUCAUGAGGAUGUUUGGAUUCGAAUUUUCAGUGUAAACUUGGAAUAAAAAUAUUUGGAAACAGGUCUAAAGGCUCAAGUUUAAACUUCUACUAAUUGUCCAUCAAAAAUUACUCUUCCUAACCAGUAACUGUUAUUGGAAUUUUGUUGGCGGAGUUUAGUACAAAACAAGAAAAGAACACCAUUGAUAGUGACAGUGUUGAUGGAUCAGGCAGCUGACUUGUUUAAUGCCUGUGUGACAGGAAGUAUAAACGUGACGGCAGUAAGAAGUCAAUAUCCUCACUUACAAUAAUUUACUUAGCAUCUUUUUUUUAAAAUGCUUUUGUUAACAAGAGGUUUAAACCCUUCCCUUUGUCACCAUUUUUGGAAUGUUUCCAGUGGCUUACACUUUAGUGGACAAGGCAUAAGUAGCUAUUCAUUUGUGCUUGGGGUCUUUUUUUGUUGUACAGUAUUUUUUGUGGUUCAGUUUUAUCCUCGGUUCAAAUGUUACUUUCAUUGUGCAUCAUCAUACCCAACUACAAAGUAAAAUAUAAUUUGAACCAGGUGAAAGUUUAACCACAACAUUUCAUUUUGUCACUGAAGUGGAUUGCAGGCAGGGUCCAUUAAUGGCAAAAAUUGUUCUGGAAAUACAGUAAAUACUAAAUGACAGUUUGAAGGUGACAACUCUUCAAAUUAUUGUUAGAAUAAAUAAUUCAUCAAUGUUAGUUGCAUCUCAAAUGGCGAUGAUCUUCUUUAGAUUUAUUUCUUUGUUCCGCACUUCCAAUGAAAUUUGUCCAUUCAUUAUUUCAUCCUCAUCUUUUCUGGGUCUAUUACAAACCAGUUUAAUGACCAACUUCCAGUUGGCUUGUUAGCUUAAUUUGUUAGAGCACUGCACCAGUAUCACAGAGGUCAGGGUUGGCGCUUUCUUUUGGCAACUGUGUAAAUGUGAUGAUCUUCUUUACCUGUUUCUCUCAUAUGCCAGUAUUCAUGAUUUCAUGUUCUCAAAAUUGUUUGAAACAAUGUUAAAAUGCGCCAAAAAUAACUUGGUUGAGUGGCAACCAUGGUACAAUCUUGACAUUUAUGCCUGCUUCACCACAGGUGGCCAAAGGUCAAAUGUUAGAAUUAUUGUUGCAUAACAUCAGUGAUAAUUACAAAUAUUGCUCUGCAAAUUUUAAUGCGAAAAUUGUGAUAAAAGCACAUUGGCAUUCCUUCCCUUAAUAUGUUUUAUUUUUUUGCACAUUCCUGAUAAUUCUGGCUGUUCCAGAGGAAUUUCAAUGGGAGAACACCCAAAUGGCAAAAAACACUGGAAUCCCUCUGAAGCGGCCAAAAAAAGCCAAGAAAGGACAACAAAUAAAACAUUCUAUGAUAUUU